GUUCCGGGAUCCUGUUCACUUGUACCUCUUCGACACGUAUAAACCAGGAUUCGGUUCCCUCCCUUCUUCCCUAUCUCAAUUGCUAAAAAAUUGGCGAACGGUCUCUUCGUACAACGGUCGAGAUAAUUGCGAGUUGAAACUAAUUUUUAUUUAUUUUUAUUUGUUUUUUUUUUCUUUUUGUUUUAUGCAAUUUCAAUUCGUAUAGACCGGGGGAAUUGAAUCGUUGCAGCCACACAGUGAUUAUUUUCUCCAAUUACCGAUCCUUGUGCAAAACCUGUGUGCAGAUAAUAUCGAUGUGCGCGACACGUUGAGAGAACUUUUAGAAAUUUUAUAUUCGUAACGUGUGUAUCUGCAUUUACUUGUUACUUUGUUUAUAAUAAAGGCUUGAUUUCACUACGCUGCACGGCGAGGUGACGAUUACGUUUCAACUUUCCGAACGUUGAGAAAUUAACCGGAGUUGAAAAUCCUGGAAUUAUCGGCGAGGACAUUGAUCUUUCAAGUUUAUAUUCAAGCUGGGUUUUAUCUUGCGAUAUUACGUCCGAAUCUGCUGCUGCUGCUGCUGCUGCUGCAAUCGACCUGAGAAAUUUUCAAUUGCGUUUAUACAGCUAAGAACGAAUGUGGUUCGAGCUACCGAUUAGAGUGACAGACGCAGAUCUGGACAGAGAAAGAAACGAUUUGAUGAAAAGGGGUGAUUGCCGGUGAUGGACAAUGAACAGCCCCACCAGGAACUGGUCAAAUGCGUCGUCGUCGGGGAUACGGCGGUUGGGAAAACCCGUUUGAUAUGCGCCCGAGCUUGCAACAAGCACGUGUCUCUGUCCCAACUUCUCACGACUCACGUACCAACUGUGUGGGCCAUCGAUCAGUACAGAAUCUACAAAGAUGUCCUCGAACGCUCUUGGGAAGUUGUCGACAAUGUCAACGUGUCCCUACGACUGUGGGAUACUUUUGGAGACCACGAAAAGGAUCGUCGGUUUGCCUACGGCAGAUCCGACGUGGUGCUGCUAUGUUUCUCCAUAACGAAUCCGGUGUCUCUGAGAAACUGCAAGGCGAUGUGGUAUCCCGAGAUAAGACGUUUUUGUCCCCAAACACCGGUACUAUUGGUAGGAUGUAAGAACGACCUGCGUUACAUGUAUCGUGACGAGACGUACUUGAGUUUCUUCAGGGAUCGAAGUCCGUUCGUCAGAGCCACCCGAAAAAGCGACCUCGUGAUGCCUGACCAGGCAAGAUCCGUGGCCAGAGAACUCGGUGUCUACUAUUACGAAACCAGCGUCUUCACCUACUACGGUGUGAACGAGGUGUUCGAAAACUCGAUCCGAGCCGCCCUGAUCGCCCGCAGACAACAGCGAUUCUGGAUGACUAACCUGAAGAGGGUACAACGGCCGCUUCUUCAGGCGCCGUUUUGCCCACCCAAACCGAUUCCCCCGGAAGUCACCCUGGCUCCGAGCACAUACGAGGAUAACUUCAAGGCUCUAUGGAUGAAGCCGGUUCACACCGACGUCAUCCUCGUGACCGGCGGUACUUCCUUUCCAGCACAUCGCUGUCUCCUCGCUGCAGCAUCGCCCGCUUUUCACUGGCUAUUCUCAAUCGAGCUUGUUCAGGAAUUGACACCACGGAGCUCGAGCGAAUCGAGCAUGGUGAGCACCUUCGGCGAGGCGACUGUGGGAGAUUUUAACGACGACACGGAAUGCCUGAUACGAGUCGAUCAGUCCAAACCAGCAAAAGUUUGGGAACAACUGAAAAGACGAUCAAGCUUCCAAGUCCUUCCGACGAUGGAUAAUCACCGGAAGCCAACCGGAGGUGCAAUGCGGGAAUUCAACCAUCCGGCUUUCCAAAACAUCCGGAUAUCCCUGAUUGAAAACUCUAACAACGUUCAGCAACAGACGAUAAUUGUUACGCUAACAAAAAUGAUAACUCCACCAGCGAUGCAACAGUGCUUGCAGUUCAUUUAUACCGGCAGUCUUGACAAGCGGUAUCACGAUUUGCAGACAGCUCCUAUCGGUCUCCUACUGGAAAUCAGACAGGCCGCUGAAUUCCUAAAGCUACCUCAACUUCUGAUGGUACUGAACAACAUACAAACGAGGGAGCAAUUUUACAACAGUAAUUUAAACAACCAGUACAAAAUCGUCGUCAGGCAACGACUGGAGGAUAUCUGCCUGCGAGAAGGUCUUUUCGCUGACGUAAUGUUCGAGUUGGACGACGGAAACAUGCCGGCUCAUCGUGCGAUUCUAACUGCUCGUUGCGACAUGAUGAAAGCCAUGUUUUCCGGUGAUUUUCGCGAGAGUAGUGCCAAAGUGAUUGUUUUCCCGGGAGUGAGAGAAUACACGUUUCACAAGCUUCUCUGUUAUUUCUACACGGACGAAGUACCGGCAAUAUCAUCGGCCAGAUGUCUAAAUCUUUUGGAACUAGCAAAUCGCCUCUGUCUACCUAGACUGGUGAAUUUGGUUGAGAAUCGAGUGAUCGAGGAUCUCGAUCGGCUAUCGCAAAACGACGGCAACGAAGCUGUAGAAAAUUGUCUGAGGUUACUCGAACCUUGCAAACUCCACAAUGCCGACCAGCUAGCUGACUGGUGCAUGAAUCAUCUCUGCGUCAACUACAACAAACUGUGUAAAAUGUCACCGAGAAGCGUGCGUCUCCUUCACCCUGAGAACCAGGAAUACUUGAACGAACAUCGUUGGCCGCCAGUAUGGUACUUGAAGGACUACGACUACUAUCAAAAGUGUCUGGCCGAGCACGACAAGGAGAACAAGCCGACGUUGAAACGUAACAGGAAUCAAUCGGGUUGCCUGUGUUUCAGCGGUUCUAAUAAAGCCAGACGCGAGACGGCGGCGAGCGAAACACCGGCGGAUCGUCCGCUAUUUGACGCUUCGACUGAAUCGGGCGAACCUGUAUGACAAGAGUCAAGCGGCACGAGCCGCUCGGUCAGAUUUAUUCUGAUUCUACCAGUGCUGAUGGUAUUCAUAUGCACUAUUUUUACCAUUUUGAUACUCCUACAGAUUCAUACUUAAGACGAUACUAAAGCAACACACACACGUUCUUUAUAUUAUUAUCACCACGAAGAUAACAAUAAUAUAAUUAUAGACUGUCGAAGGUGAUCGCGGCGUUAUUUUCCAAUUUCAAAUUCACACAAAAUUUACUCCACGAAGAGUCAGCUUUUUAUUGCAGCCAAUUUUUCACCUCUAAGAUCUGUAAGGUCUCACUUCUCCUCUGAUUCUUAUCGAGGUUAGGGUCGCGUAAUGUCAGAUUUCUUCGCGACAGCGCAUGCGCGCAACUUGAAGUCGGUAUUUUCAGUACUUCGCGCAUGCGCAUUCGCAGACUCACUCUACCGUCACAAGUAACAGGUACUUUGUGUACGGAAAACAUGAUCGCGUUAUAUAAAAUAACUCGACAUAUUCAUUCUGACGAUUUCUAAUUAUUUCGCAAACGGAUUGCAACUUCGAUUUCCGCGUGAUUUACCGAAUCAUUUGUGACAGUUUCGUGGAUCAUUGAUAUUAAUUUCAUAAAAGAUUACAGGUAUUACUUGACCUUAUUUCAUCCGAAUUUGUGUGUCUUUACGAAUCUAUUUUCAAUUUAAGUUAAAGUACAGUCGGUCAUUUAACCGAGUGUUAUAACCUAGUCCAUCGUCUAUUCGAAAGAAUAUUGAAAUAGAAAUGCGAGAGUGGUUCGUAGUUUUCAGUGCCUUUCUACUUCCAUCGAUCACCUUAUAUACUUGUUCUACUAUCGUUCAUCUACAUCAAAUGAGAGAAAUGAAAAAAAUGAUUAUCACACGUAUGUAUGAACAAACAUUGUAUGUACAGUAAUUUAGAUCUAUAAUAGGACACGUGAAAUAAAUCCAGGUAUAAUAUCCAUGACAUAUACGUUAACCACUCUCGCGUUUUAUGCCAAUAUUCAAGCAAUAUGUCUUUGACUUUGCGAUUAUUUGCAUUAAAUCUUAAAAUAAUAAUAGAAAUAAGAAGGGAGUAAAAUUAUAAGCAUGAAAUUAUCCCAGCGCAGCAUGCGAUUCAUUCGAUUUGAAAACGCAGAAUAAAACAAAAAAAACGCAAAGUAACGCAUGUUUUAACUAAUUUUCUCCCAUUGCGUUUAAUCGUGAGAUUAUCCGUGAUAACUUUCAUACAAUUUUUCUUUCUUUAUUUGUUUUUAUUGCAAACCAAAAACAUCGCAAUGGUGUUUUUUUUUUUUUUAUUAUUUCCAAAAACUGCCACCGGCUCUGGCCAAGUGAGUUCAACUCGUUGAUGAUCGCUGUAUAUUAUAGCUGAUUGUAUGAAUACACAUAUUGUACGUAUACACGUAAGGAAAAAGUAUUCGACAAGUAUUUGACGGUGAAAAAAAAUUAUGAAAAAUAUAUUUUAACCGUCGGCACAAAUACCGUAUGAAUUUCUUUCUAUACACAAAAAUUAAAGCAUUAUCAAAUUCGCCCAAUAUACUGUUUCAACUAUUUCGCUACUUUCCGAUUUUAAUACAUAUCGUCAUUAGUGUAUGUAUAAUAUACAUAAUGUUUCAAUGAAAUUCGGUCAGAUCGUUUCAACUUCUCACUGCACUUUUUACAUAUAAUAAUAAAAUCGCAUAAACCAUUAAUCAAAAUUUCUGCAAACUUUUGCUUCACAGAAUGGAAACACAAAAAGCGAAGAGAAAAAAAAAAUAUUAAAAAUUAAAAAAAAUUUUGGGAUAAUGGUUAAGCAAUUAAUUAUACGUGGCCUGAAUUCGAUACGAAUUUAUUUUUCGAAACCACGACAUCCUUUGAAUCGGCGUAUCGAAAGUAAAAAACAAAAAAACAAAACAAAAAAAAAACCAGGCAUCUCGAAAGCAAGUAUUAUGUAAUUAAGCGGUUAAAUAAAUGCAUAUUUAUACAUCGCGUGUAAUGUAUGUUGUACUAUUGAUACACAGCACCGUUGUAAUAAUUAUAUAAUACAUAAUACAUAUGAGCGCAUUCUAAUCAUAUGGGAAAAAUUAUCGUAAGAAUAAUUAACUGAGCAUAUCGGAGUGAGAGAAGAAAAAGGAACGAAGAAUAGUUCUAGAGAGAGAGAAAGAGAGAGAGCGAGAGAGAGAGAGAGAGAGAGAGAAAGUAGCUGGGGACGCAAUUUGUAUUUGCUCACUUUGCUAAUUCGUUAUUAUAUUAUUGUUAUCAUUAAUAUUAGCGUCUUACGGUUGUUGUUAUGAUCGUAAUUAUCAUUAUUAUUACUACUACAAUCAUUAUUAUUGUUGUUGUUGUUAUUGUUGUUGUUAUUAUUAUUAUUAUUAUUAUUAUUAUUGCGAUUGAUAGAGAUUUGAUAUUUUUAAUCGUAAAAUAAUAUCCAAUUGGUUAAUAUUCAUAGCAUAAUAUUAAACGUUACAUACGGGAAUUUUCAUAUCCGAAUAUCAUGUACGGAGAAGGACGAGAGUUAAAGAAAAAAAAAAAAAAAAAGAAACCCGGAAGAGAAUGAAAAGUGAAUGUGAAAGAAAUUUUAAAUGAAAUUCGCUCAAUCGCUAAUAAUAUUAUUAUUAUAUACAUUUAAGUACGAACUUGUGGUAUAGACAAAUUUAAAAUACCUAGAACGAAUACGUAUUAUAUUAUUACGUAUAUCGAUCGUGCACGUUGCAUGCGUAAUACAUAUUCAUACGUAUAAUUGUACGUAUGAAACGUGCGUAAACACAGCAAUUUACCAACAAACAUUCGAAUCGGCAAAAAUCAAUCCAAUGUUGAAAAUUAGACAAACGCGAUAAAAAAUAAUGCAGGAUUUUAACGACGAGUGAGAGAAAAAAAAAAAAAAAUUCACAGCUAUCGCACUGCACGAAUGACGAAAUAAAUUUAGACCUCGCGUCUAAUACAUAAUCAAUAUACAAUAUAUACGUAUAAUGAAAACAAUUUUUACCCCGAAAUUAUAGAACGUAACGAGACGUUGAUGAAAAUACAAAAAAAAAAAAAAAGAAUAUAGAACAAAUAAUCGAGAAAAAUAAUAAUUAUUACAAUAAAAAUAAUGCACGUGAUUGAAAUGCAGCAAUCAUAAACUU
Molecule: messenger RNA, 5985 nt
Organism: Neodiprion fabricii
Lineage: Eukaryota; Metazoa; Arthropoda; Insecta; Hymenoptera; Diprionidae
Gene: RhoBTB
Product: rho-related BTB domain-containing protein 1
Exons: 15
Coding region: 702-2891 (729 amino acids)
Biological process (GO): small GTPase-mediated signal transduction
Molecular function (GO): GTPase activity; protein binding; GTP binding
Source: RefSeq, a predicted model, not a curated record